Messenger RNA from Dermatophagoides pteronyssinus (European house dust mite), 1974 nucleotides. RefSeq lists its product as uncharacterized. Gene Ontology annotation, molecular function: metal ion binding. The record is from RefSeq and is a predicted model, not a curated record. Gene Ontology annotation, biological process: superoxide metabolic process. NCBI's taxonomy places the organism in Eukaryota, Metazoa, Arthropoda, Arachnida, Sarcoptiformes, Pyroglyphidae.
CAAAACAACAACAAUAUGGAUUAUCAUGCAAAGAAUCGAAUAUUUUCUAUCAUCACCAUUAUCAUCGUUAUUUUGAUCGGAAUCCAUUUGAUCGAUGCAAAUGAUCAAUCAUCAACAACAUCAACAAAAUUUAUCAAUAGUUUAAUUGCACGUUUUCAAUCGAAUGGUAUUCGUGGUUAUGUUUUGUUUACUGAAAAUGGUACAUCAACAUCAAUAUCGACAAAAAUUUUUGAUAAUGGUUCAAAUAAUGAAACAUAUAGCUGGAAAGUUUAUAAUGCUGGUUAUAUGAUUGAUAAUACUAAUUGUAAUGUUCGUAAUAAUAUUUAUUUAUCAUUUGAUCUGACAUUAUUGAUGGGUUCAAUUGAACCAAUCCGUCAGAAUAUAUUCAAUGUACAUUUGAAUUUUGUUACCGGUGAACAUUCAUUUUUGGGUAAAACAUUAGUUUUAAAAGGUAAUAAUAGUGGUCGUAUGUCAUGUGCAAUUAUUCUACCAUUUGAAAAUAAAUCAACAUUUGUUUCAAAUUUUCAUACCGAUAUUGGUGGUAUUGUUUAUUUUCUACAAAGUGGUAAUCUUUUCAGUAUUGUUUCAAGUUUAUAUUAUUUAUCACCGUUAUUGAAAACAUCAUUAUAUGAUUGGUCGAUUGUACGAUCAUCAUCGUUGAAAACAUCCUCAUUAUCAAUGAAAAAUAAUGAAAAAAUUUAUGAUUUUCAUUAUGAAAAUGAAAUGAAACAUUGUUCAAAUACAACAACCAUGUUGAAUAGUCAAACAAUCAUUCAAAGUACGGAAACAAAUCAAAUUAGUGUUUCAAGUGAAUCAUCAACAUUGAAUAGCCGUAGUUAUAUAAAUUUAUUAAAUGUACCGAAUUUAUUAUCGAAUGAAAAUCUUUAUCUAAUAUUACGUAAUAAUGGUAAAAAUAUUGCCUGUUCACCAAUAUAUCAAUUAUUAUCAAGAAAAACUAUUGCAAAAUUUAAUGAUAUUGAUCAUCAAUUAAUUGGACAGGUAAUGUUCAGUCAAGAAAGUCCAAUCGAUCCAACAUUAGUUGAUAUUGAAUUAAAAAUCAAUAAAUAUGCAUAUAGUUAUGGUAUUGAUGAACUACCGACAAUUGCACGUACAGCUGAAUCAAAUAAAAUCUGUCCAAAUAUUAAUAAUAUUAUUUAUAAUCCAACAAAUAUUAGUCCAUUUUCAGUACCAAUUGAAGGAUUAGGUACAAGUGAUCAAUAUGCAAUUGGUGAUUUGAGUGGAAAAUAUGGUACAUUAUUACAAAAAUCGGAUGAAAAAAUCAGUACAGUUGAUUUUAAUCUGCCAUUAUUUGGACCGGAAAGUGUUGUUGGACGUGCAUUAGUAUUCUAUUCACCAAAUGGUACAACAAUUGCUUGUGCUAAUCUAGAAUUAGUCGAUAUUGAUAUGACAGUUGCAUUUGCUACAUUUGAUAAACCCGUUCAAGGACAAAUAAUAUUUAAACAACCAAAAAAUCAUUGUAAUGAAGAUACUACUGUUUAUUUUGAAAUUUCACAUUCAAAUGAUAAUUUAACAAUAACCAAAAAUCAUCAAUGGAAUAUUCAUCAUAAUCCAAUAUUUACUGAUAAUAGUUGGAGUACAUCCGAUUGUAAUCGAACGGAUAAAAUAUUUAAUCCAUAUAAUAAAACAAUUGAUUCUAUUUAUAAUCGUGAUUGUCAGAAUGGAAAUACAAAUCCAAUACAAUCAUGUAUUAUUGGUGAUAUGUCAAGAAAAUUAUCCACAAUUGAUAUUGUACCAUAUAAAAUUAAUGAUAAUGGUGAUGUUAAUUUAAAAAAAUAUUAUUUUAUUGAUAUUCAUUUGCCAUUAUGUGGACCAAACAGUAUUAUUGGUCGAUCAAUACAGAUUAAUCAACAAGAUUCAGAUUCACGACCAUUGGCAUGUACAAAUAUUGUACUAUUUGAAAGUGAAGAUGAUGAUCAAAAUUCUUGAAUUUUUUUUUGAAAUUAAAUUAAUUUG